Pimephales promelas (fathead minnow) is the source of this 5095-nucleotide messenger RNA. It is a transcript of the gene ces2b, whose product is annotated as carboxylesterase 2b. Lineage: Eukaryota; Metazoa; Chordata; Actinopteri; Cypriniformes; Leuciscidae. The record is from RefSeq and is a predicted model, not a curated record.
ACUCAUUCUGCAUUGGGACUGACUGUUAACGGAAUGGCGAUGAGGGAGUGUGUUAUGCUGCUCUCACUCGUGCUGAUCGCACUGACUCUUCAAAACACUGUGAAAGCAGAGGAUGGACCUGUCUUGCAAACCAAAUCUGGGGUCCUUAAAGGAUCACACAUGAAAGCAAAAGGAAAGGACACAGUCGUCCAUUCGUACCUGGGCAUACCGUUCGCCAAGCCACCCGUGGGUUCAUUGAGAUUCGCUCCACCCCAACCUGCAGAGAAAUGGUUCGGAGUGAGAGAUGCUACAAAACAGCCGCUCAUGUGUCUGCAGGAUAAGCAGGUAGUUGAAGACUUGAUGCGCAAUUUAUCUAUGAAGAUGGAGGUUCCUGAUGCAGCAGAGGACUGUCUUUACCUCAACGUCUACACACCUUCUAAACCUGGAGCUAAUGACAAGUUGCCUGUUAUGGUUUGGAUCCAUGGUGGAGGUUUAUCGGUGGCCUCUGCGUCCAUGACUGAAGGACAUGUUUUGGCUGCCUAUCAAGAUGUAGUUGUGGUCCUGAUUCAAUACAGGCUUGGCCUACUUGGAUUUUUUAGCACGGGAGAUGAACAUGCGCCAGGAAACUAUGGUCUUCUGGACCAGGUGGCUGCGCUUCAGUGGGUCCAGGAGAACAUCCACAGCUUUGGGGGCGACCCUGGAUUAGUGACCAUCUUUGGAGAGUCUGCUGGAGGAGUCAGUGUGUCUUUACAUGUUCUAUCACCAUUAUCUGCAAACCUCUUCCAUCAUGCUAUCGCAGAGAGCGGUACUGCAGCAAUGGAUGGUCUCAUGAGUCCCAACCCUCUUGUAUUAGCUCAGGCUGUAGGAAGUGUAUCUGGCUGUGAUAUUUCCAGCACGAAGACGAUUGUUGACUGUGUGAUGCAGCUGACAGAAGAAGACAUCUUGACUAUUGCUAAGGGGCAUCCAGAGUUUCGUUUUGGAGUGACAGUGGAUGGCCAGUUCCUUCCAAAAUCUGCAGCAGAUCUUCUUCAAUCCCACCAGUUUAAUAAAGUGCCUCUGAUCACUGGAAUCACUAAUGAUGAGUGUGGAUAUAUGCUGCCAAAUUUCUUUUCAGCUCCAGAAUGGACAGAUGGGAUGGACAUUGAUCAGAUCAUGCCGUUUUUGACCGCUUUUAAUCCUUCUCUUCAAGAUCAGUCAAUUCUUGAGCUUGUUUUAAAUGAGUAUCUGGGCACAUCCCCUGACCGGAUCAAAAUACGAGAUGGUUUUCGAGAGAUGAUAGGAGACUUUAUGUUCAACAUCCCAGCUCGCAAAGUAGCGAACUUCCACAGAGAUGCUGGUGCACCAGUAUACGUGUAUGAAUUCCAGCAUGCUCCCAGUCUACUUCAAAAGAAAAGACCCAGUUUUGUUGGAAGUGACCAUGGAGAUGAACUUGCAUUUGUUUUUGGUUUAUGCUUUGCAGAUGGAGAUAUAAAGCUGGAAGGCGAGGUCUCAAAAGAAGAAAAUGAACUUUGUAGAUCUGUCAUGGAUUACUGGGGCAACUUUGCUCGCACAGGGUCUCCGAAUGGUCCGGGCCUCACAUCGUGGCCUGCAUUUGGAGCUGAGGCUGAGUAUCUCAGCAUUGGACUGGAACAUAAACCUGAAAAGGACCUGAAGGGAAAACACUUUCAUUUCAUAACUCAAACCCUUCCACGAUUAAUAAAUAAGCGAAAGGAAGGACCUGUAGUGCAAACAAAAUUAGGAUCUCUAAGAGGUUCCUUCAUGACUGCGAAGGGCAAGGACACUGUUGUCAAUAGCUAUUUUGGUGUACCGUUUGCAAAGCCACCCGUGGGCCCCCUGAGACUGGCUCCACCACGACCUGCAGAACCAUGGCAAGGAGUGAGAGAUGCAACCAAGCAGCCAUCAAUGUGUUUACAGCCAAGGGAGAUAAUUAUAGAGUUCAUGGCUAAUGUGUCUAUCAAUUUCGAGAUCCCUGAAGUAUCAGAGGACUGCCUUUACCUCAACAUUUACACUCCCUCUAAGCCUGGGGACAACACCAAGUUGCCUGUCAUGGUUUGGAUUCACGGAGGUGGUUUUUCUGUGGCCUCUGCUUCCAUUUUUGAUGGACAUGUUUUGGCUGCUUAUCAAGAUGUCGUUGUAGUCUUGAUCCAGUACAGACUUGGCCUACUUGGAUUCUUCAGCACAGGAGAUGAACAUGCGCCGGGAAACUAUGGUCUUCUGGACCAGGUGGCUGCGCUUCAGUGGGUCCAGGAGAACAUCCACAGCUUUGGGGGCGACCCUGGAUUAGUGACCAUCUUUGGAGAGUCUGCUGGAGGAGUCAGUGUGUCUUUACAUGUUCUUUCUCCAUUAUCUGCAAAUCUGUUUCGCUAUGCUAUCGCAGAAAGCGGUACGGCAGCAAUGGAUGCUGUCAUGAGUCCCAACCCUCUGCCAACAGCCCAAUAUAUGGGAAAUUCAUCUGGCUGCGAUAUUUCCAGCACAAAGAAGAUUGUUGACUGUGUUAUGCAGAUGUCAGAAGAGGACAUAUUAAAGAUUACUAGGGAACAAUUUAUGCUUCGUUUUGGAGUGACGGUAGAUGGCCAGUUCCUUCCGAAAUCUGUAGAGGAGCUUCUUCAAUCCCACCAGUUUAAUAAAGUGCCUCUGAUCACCGGAGUUACUGAUGAUGAGGCUGGAUAUGCAUUACCUAAUAUUCUUGGACCCCCUGGGUGGAUAGAUGGAUUGGACCGAGAGCAGCUCAUGGCAUAUUUGCCUCCAUUUAAUUCUGAUGCGAUUGCUGAGUUUGUUUUAAAUGAGUAUCUGGGCACAUCCACUGAUAGGAUCAAAAUCCGAGAUGGCUUUCGAGAGAUGAUGGGUGAUUUUUUGUUCAACAUCCCAGCUCGCAAAGUAGCGAAUUACCACAGAGAUGCCGGUGCACCAGUGUACAUGUAUGAAUUCCAGCAUCCUCCCAGUAUAAUUCAAAAGAAAAGACCCAGUUUUGUUGGAUGUGACCAUGCAGAUGAAGUUUUUUUUGUUUUUGGUAACUGCUUUGGAAAUGGAUUUCUAAAUAUGAAAGAUAUACACACAGAAGAAGAAAAUGAACUUAGUAAAACUGUCAUGGCUUAUUGGGGAAACUUUGCCCGCACUGGGUCUCCGAAUGGCCCGGGCCUCUCAAAGUGGCCUGAAUAUGGAGCUGAGGCGGAGUAUCUCGGCAUUGGAAUGGAACAGAAACCUGGCAAAAACAUUAAGGGAAAACACUUUACUUUCAUGACACAAAAACUUCCACAGAUAAUAAAAGAGUGGAAUGAAGGACCUGUAGUGCAAACAAAAUUAGGAUCUUUAAGAGGUGCCUUUCUGACUGUGAAGGGCAAGGAAACUGUCAUCAAUAGCUAUCUCGGUGUACCGUUCGCCAGGCCCCCAGUGGGGUCCCUGAGACUGGCUCGGCCCCAGCCUGCAGACAAAUGGCAAGGAGUGAGAGAUGCUACCAAACAGCCACCAAUGUGCAUUCAGGACAGGCAAGUGAGUGUCGUUGAGAUGGAGUUUCUCUCUAUGGAUGUGGAGAUUCCUGAGGUCUCGGAGGACUGUUUGUAUCUCAACAUCUACACUCCAGUCAAACCUGGUGAAGAAGACGCCAAGUUGCCAGUCAUGGUUUGGAUUCAUGGUGGAGGACUUACUUUUGGUUCAGCUUCAGUGUACGAUGGCUCCGUUCUGUCAGCGUAUCAGGAUGUGGUCGUGGUGCUGAUUCAGUACAGAUUGGGACUGCUGGGAUUCUUAAGCACAGGAGAUGAACAUGCGCCAGGAAACUAUGGUCUUCUGGACCAGGUGGCUGCGCUUCAGUGGGUCCAGGAGAACAUCCACAGCUUUGGAGGAGAUCCUGGAUCAGUGACCAUCUUUGGAGAGUCUGCUGGAGGAGUCAGUGUGUCCACGCUGAUUCUUUCACCAUUGGCUUCUGGUCUGUUUCAUCGAGCCAUCGCAGAAAGCGGGAAUGCCUUUUGGCAUGGUUUAGUGAUGGAUAAUCCUUUGCUGAUCGCCCAGAAUGCAGCCAAAUCAUGCAACUGUGACGGUAGCAGUUCAUCAAAGAUCGUUGACUGCAUCAUGGGCUGGUCUGAAGAGGAAGUUCUGGAAUGUUCCAAAAAGUUCGAGAUGAUGCACUUCAGUGUUGCCGUGGAUUCUCAUUUCCUUCCCAAGCCUGUAGAGGAGAUCAUUCAGAAACAAGAGUUCAGUAAAGUUCCUCUCAUCACUGGUAUUACUGAUGAUGAGUUUGGCUAUUUACUGCCCACAUAUUUUUUCGCUCCUGGGUGGAUUGAUGGGAUGGAUAAAGAGCAAACCGCAAAAGCCUUGACCCUGACUUAUCCUGACCCCAGGGAUCGGUGGAUCAUUGACCUGGUGGUAAAGGAGUACGUGGGCCACACAAACGACCCCAUUCAGAUCAGAGACAUUAAUAGAGAGAUGAUGGGGGAUGUGAUUUUUAAUAUCCCCACCCUCCAACUGGCACAACACCACAGCGCCUCAGGAGCGCCGGUUUACCUGUACCAGUUCCAGCAUCCUCCCAGUAUGAUCCAGAAGAAAAGACCCAGCUUUGUUGGAGUCGACCAUGCGGAUGAACUUUUCUUUGUUCAGGGAAUCUGCUUUGCUAAAGCUCAUCUCAAAGCAACCGCUCCUUUCACAAAGGAAGAGGAAGAGCUAUGCAGGACUAUGAUGGCCUACUGGGGGAACUUUGCACACACCGGGUCUCCGAACGGUCGGGGUCUGACACACUGGCCUGAAUACGAGGAUGAAGCCGUGUAUCUCGGCAUUGGACUGGAACAGAAACCCGGCAAGAACCUGAAGGGAAAACACUCUGCGUUCAUGACCAAGACGCUUCCAGAUCUAAUUCGACAAGGCCGAGAGAAAAGAGAGCACUUGGAACUAUAAAAAGAAUAAAACAAAAAAUCUUAAUCUUGUCAAAUGAACACAAAGCACUUAAAUGUAUGAAUAACACAAAUUACUAUGAUUGUAAGAAUUUAAAUGUUAACCUGUGAAAAUCAAAUAAGCACUGAUUAUAUUUUGAUUCUAAAGUUUGAAUUUGAAAGAAAUCAUUUGAUAAUUAACCAAGUCAUUUUUAACUUUAAUCUGUUUAGGACUUCAAAAUAAAAGUUGGACAACA